AUGGAAGACACUCACAAAAGCGUCUGCUGGGACGCAGACGUGGCGCUAGGGCAAAAGGAACAGAGGCAGCCCCAGCUGCAGCAAGAGCAGCAGAAGCAGCAGAACGAGCGCAGCAGAGGUGCUAGCGAUGUGGUACUCGUCUCAGGGACACGCUUCACGUCGAAGCCGUCGAAUAUUUCCUCGCUCGACGCGACUCUGCCUCUUGUGCUGCCGAGACGCCGAGAUUCGACAGCCGCUCCGAGCCCCGAUGCGAAGAACCCAAAGUCGUACGAGUUGCGGCGAUCCGGACGUAAGAGGCGCCCCCCAGAGAACAGCGACUUCGAGUACGUCGACUUUGACCCGUACCGGCCCCCAUCAGUCAAGAAAGUCAAGCAGCCGUCCCACACGUCUACCCCUCGCUCUUUCAUGGCCCGUCGCUCUCACACUGACUGGGGGCGCUCCUCCCCUCCUGCUCGUCGCAGCAGCACCAGCAGCAGGGAUUUGGUGACGGUGGGGGCGGGCAGGAGAGACGGGAGAGACGGGCACGUGCAAGAAGGAGGGGCAAGGAAGGAUCGGCGCCGGCAAGACGAGGCCCGGUUUUCCCAGAGGCGAACGGGGUUCACUACGAAUUAUGGUAGUCCGAGCGAUGGGGGCAGGGCGAGGAGCAGCAGCGGCGGACAGGCAGAGCAAGGGGAAGGGGGUGCGGCGGUGGGGAGAGGGGAGGGUUUUGGGCGGGAACCUCCGAGAAGGGAGGGGUUACGGCCGAGGAGAAAGAGUGGAGGGACGAUGAGGGAGAGGUAUGAGGCGAUGGGUAUGACGGUUCUGGAUGGCCGGGAGGAGGAGGGGAGGAGGAGGGGGAGAGUGUUGCGGCGUAGGAGACGUGUGCGGCGACAGGAGGACGAUGAGGACGAUGAGGAAGAGGAGGAUGAGGAGGAGGAGGAGGAAGAGGAGGAGGAAGGGGACGAUCAUGGGAGUGAGAGCCACGGUGAGGGGGAUGCACGAGAAAUGGGUGAGGAAGGGGAAGAGGAGGAGGAGGAGGGGGAAGACGAGGAGGAGGAGGAGGAGGAGGAGGAAGAGGAGGAGGAAGAGGAGGAGGACGAUGACCGUGCGUUCUUUUCGGCGAGAGCGUACACUCGUCGGAGACGGCACAGUGUGAAGGUGGUGCAAGGGAGAAGGCAGGAGGAAGAUGCAAUACACCUGGACGAAGAGGAGGAGGAAGGGCACGAGGUGGAAGAGGAGGGGGAGGAAGACGACGACGAGGAGGAGGUGGAAGGGGAAGGGGAAGGGGAGGUCGCGGGUGUACGGGCUACGGAGAGGAGAGGGAGAGAGCAAGCAAGGGAGAGGAGAAGCCAGAGGGUUUAUGGGCGCAGGCGGAACGAGGUGUGGGUGGAGGAGGGCGGAGAUGAGGAUACGGAUGGGGAGAAUGAACGUGAGCACAAGCAGCAGGGCAGGGGAAUCGGGGCUGCGAGAGGGGUGGCGCGCGGAUCGAUGCAAGGAGUACCGGGAAAGGCCCAGGGUCGGUUGGGUGUUCAGGAGGAGGAUGGGCGACAGGAGGGGAGGGCGAAGCGAAACCGGGGGUUGCCAGGGCUGGAGAAGGAGCGGGAAGGCCAAGGAGCAGUGAAGGAUGCUGGGCGGGGGUUGAAGUGGCAGUUGAGAGACGAGAAAGAGCGUGGGCAGAGGGGCAGGAGCAGAGAGCGCGGGGAGAGGGGGAGGAGCGGCGAGCGAGGGGAGAAGGAGGCCAGGGGGGUGGAGGGUCGAUUGGAGAGAGGCGGUGGGGGGCAACAGGAGGGCGGGGAAAGGGAGAAGGAUGGUGGUCGCGGGGUGGGUAAGGGUGGAAGCUUGCGCGAGGCUGAAGCGGGCAGAGGGCAUGGUAAAGCAGAGGCACAGGAGGUAUUGCGAUCGCCGUAUGAGCUGAGGCGAUCUAAUAGGUCGGCUGUGGGGGCGGAUGGGGCAGAGGGGAAGGGCAAAGGGGAAAUUGGAGCAGAAAGGGGAGUGGGGGAGGGGGAAGGGGGAGAGGAAGGGCAUGGGGCGGAAGAUGGGGGGGAAGGGGCGGGGUCAAGGGCGGGAAGUGGGAAGCGUGUGGGUGGAGGGAGACGGGCUGAAGGGAUUGGUGGGAUGCGAAGUGAAGGGGGGCGAGGGGAGGAUAUGCGAGGGAAACGGGCGGAAGUAGUAGAAUUGCCUGAUAGUGGUGAGGAGGAGGGGGAGGAGGAGGAGGAGGAGGAGGUAACUGAGGGUAGGGGGCGUAGGUCAAGCAGGAGACGAGGGCGGAGGGAGGAGAACGAGGGAGAGGCAGGUAAAGUGGUGGAGGGGGAAGAAGUGGGGGAGGGGGAGAACGAGGAGGGGGGCGAAGAGGAUGAGGAGGAAGAGGAGGAUAAUGAGAAUGAGGAGGAGGAGGAAGAGGAGGAGAAAGGGGGCGAGAAAGUGGAGGAUGAGGCGCAGGAAGAUGGUAAAGGAGUAGGAGUGAGUGGUAAAGAAAAGGGCAAGAUCCGGGAGAGUGACAGAACAAGUGGGAAGAAGCGAGUGGAUGGGAAGGAAUUGAAAGAGGGUAACGAAAAGGAGGGCGCGGAGGGUGGUGGUCAUGAGCAUGAGGAGGAGGAGGAGGAGGAAGAGGAGGAGGAAGAUGAGGACGAUGAAGAGGAGCAAGAAGGGGAGGAGGAGGAAGGCGAGGAGGAUAGAUAUCCACGCACUCGAUCCAGAGCGGCGAGAGCAGACGAAGGGGAGGAUGGGCAUGCAGAGGGGGAAGAAGAUGAGGAGGAGGAGGAAGAGGAAGAGGAGGAAGAGGAAGAGGAGGAGGAGGAGGAGGAGGAGGAGGAAGAGGAAGAAGAGGAGGAGAAGGAGGAGGGACGAGGGCGGUAUGCACUGCGAAGCAGGGAACCAGCGCUGCGGCCACAACAGCAGCAGCAGCAGCAGCAGCAAGAGCAGCAGAAGCGCGGUGGGGGUUUGGCAUCGUCUGGAGCCCAGUUUACUCUGCGCACUCGAGGGGCUCUACGCAGGUUCACUGCUGAAUCAAGCCAGCAGCACACAGGGGGCAAUGCAAGAGCAGGCUCAGGAGCAGGAGCAGCAGGCGCAGCAGGAGCAGGUGGUGGUGGUGGUGGCACCAGUGGUGGUAAGUCACAUGAGGGGCAGCGCCAUUCCCUCAGAGUCUCCCUUGCUGCUGCGGCCAGGCAGCAACAACAGCAGCAGCAGCAGCAGCAGCAGCAGCAGCAACAGCAGCGGCAGCAGCAGCAGCCUCACCACCACUCCCACAGCCAGCAUCAGCAGCAGUACGGGCGGGGGGGAUCAGCAGGCGGAGCAGGAGCAGGGGGCGGGUCGUCACGGCGCUCCCUGCGAGCCGGUGAUGCGUCAGACGACUCUCUGGUAGUAGAUGAUACAGAGAUGCGAAGCUUGGGCGCGCACUGGGGCGGAGCAGGCCCUCUCGAGCACUCCAUUCUCUCCCAUGGCGUGGAGGCAAUCGGUCCUGCAGCAUGGGGAGGACCUGAUGGUGCUGCUGCUAGUGGCUGGGCGUGGCAGCAGGGAGGAGGUGCAGCAGGGGGUGAGGGACGGGGGCGCGGUGGUGAGGAAGUGGCGGGGAGUCCGGUUGGUGUCGUGGCAGGUGGGCUUGGCUUUGCUGCCAUGCCAGGAGGGGGAGGAGGAGGAGGAGGAGGAGGUGCGGGCAGAGGUGGGGUAGCAGCAGGUACCCCAAGCGCAGGAGGAGGGGGAGGAGGAGCAGGCGGGGCAGGAGGAGGAGGAGGAGGAGGUGGGGGAGGAGGAGGAGGAGGAGGAGGAGGAGGAGGAGGAGGAGGAGGAGGAGGAGGAGGAGGAGGAGCAGGAGGAGUGGGUGGAGCAGUGGCAGCAGGGCUGGGUGCAGUGAUGGGUAAGUCAUCAACCUCCUGGUCCAAAGUAGGGGCGGACAUACAGCCUCUCUGUGUCGACCCCUCAGUCACGUUCGACCAAGUUGGCGGGCUUUCCAAGUACAUAGGAGCACUCAAAGAAAUGGUCUUCUUCCCGCUGCUCUACCCGGAGUUCUUCGCUCGAUACAGCAUAUCUCCCCCGAAAGGCGUGCUGCUCUGCGGCCCCCCUGGGACUGGGAAAACCCUAGUGGUGCGCGCACUGGCAAGUGCGGCAGCGAGAGCAGGCUCAAACGUGUCGUUUUUCAUGAGGAAAGGCGCGGAUGUGCUGAGUAAGUGGGUGGGCGAGUCGGAGCGGCAGCUGCGGGCGCUGUUUGACGAGGCGGCGCGCCUCGCACCGUCGAUUAUAUUUUUUGAUGAGAUCGACGGCCUCGCGCCCGUCCGAUCGAGCAAGCAGGAGCAGAUCCACAACUCGAUUGUGUCCACGCUGCUGGCGCUAAUGGACGGCCUGGAUUCGCGCGGGCAGGUGAUUGUGAUCGGAGCGACGAACCGGGUCGAUGCAGUCGACGGGGCCUUGCGCAGACCAGGCAGAUUCGACCGGGAGUUCUUCUUUCCGCUCCCAGACGUGCACGCUCGGGAGGAAAUCCUCCGAAUCCACACCAGCAAGUGGGAGAGAAAGCCAGAGGAGGGGUUGGUGAAAGAGCUAGCGGAGAGAAGCGUGGGUUUCUGUGGAGCAGACAUGCGGGCGCUGUGUGCGGAGGCUGCGAUCCGGGCGUUCAGGCGGAUGUACCCGCAGGUGUAUGAGAGCGAGGAGCGGUUUGUGAUCGACCCGUCGACGGUUAGAGUUAACCGCUCGCACUUUCUCGAGGCGCUGCUGGAUGUGAAGCCUGCUGCGCACCGCGCGGCGUCGUUUACCCCUGCGCCGCUGCCCCCUGCUGUGGCUCCACUGCUGAAGCGUCAGUUGGGGGAUGUUGUGGGGGCGCUUGGGGAUGGGUUUCCUGGGUUGCUGGAGGAGCGGGAGGAGUGGGAGGGCGGGGAGGAGGAGGGGGGUGAGGAGGAGGGUGGAGACGGGGAGGGUGAGGACGGGAGUGGGGAGGAUGAGGGGGGAAGAGAGGCGGAAGGUGUGAGGGAGGAGGCAGGGGCGGUGAGUGGUGGAGAGGGAGGAGGGAAUGGUGAUGGUGUAUUGAGGAAGAAGACGAAGGUGGUUGAGGCUAGUGCGGAUGGAAGGGAGAGUGCAGAGAGGAUGGAUUUGGAAGAAGAGGGUGGGGUUGCUGGGGCGGUACAUAGAGAGGAGAGAGACGGGAGGGAGGCGAGCGGGGUUAGAGAGGAUGGUGUGGAAGAGAGUCCAGAGUGGUUACGUGCUGCGUGUGAGAAGCACGCGUCACCCGAAGGAUGUGAAACGCGGGAUGUGGGUAGGAGAGAGCGGAAGGUGGUUGGGAAGGAUGGGGAGGGAGGGGAGGAACUGGAGUUAGGUGAGACGGUGGGAAAUGCAGAAAUGGGAAGGGGGCUGGGUGAAGGGGAGUCGGGAUUGGUUGGAAAUGGCACUGAUAAGGCCUCAGAUGGUGAUGUGCCAGCAGCACCAAUAGCAGCAGGAGCAACAGCAGCAACAGCAGCAACUGCAGCAACACCAGUAGCAGAAGCAGUAGCAGCGUCAGUUGCCUCAGCAGCAGCAGGGAAAGGAGUUUCUCCAUCUAUGAAUCACCAUCCUGCUGCUGUUCCGUUGUCCCCACUGGAUGACCACGUGCCGCUGCAACGUGAACCCACCACCACCGGCGCCACUCUAGCUUUUGCCCAUGCAGCAAGUGUGCGGGCAGCGGCAGCAGCAGUCCGGGCAGCUGCAGCAGGAAGAGCAGCAGCAGAGGCAGCAGUCGCAGUGGAAAACACUCGGGGGCUGGGAGGAGCAGCUGCAGGAGCAGUAGGAGUGGAUUCCACGCCAGCAGCCACUGGGUCUCCUGUUGCUGCUGCUGCAGAUGAAGAUGCAGCAGAGGCGGAGGAAGGGGUUGGCCAAGCUAGGGGCGCUGGUGCGAGGACACAGGCUGAAGGCCGUGAAGCGGAACCGCAACAGCAGGAGAAGGAGAGGGAGAAGGAGAAGGAGAAGGAGAAGGAGAAGGAGAAGCAGGAGAGAAGUGGAGGCGCGGGCAGCAAGGGGGGCCCAGAGCGGGGGCGAGAACUGGGGCGAGGACAAGGACAAGGGCAAGGGCAAGGGCGAGAGAAGGGGCGAGGGAAGAAGGAGGGGGGGCAUGGUGGUGGGCAGAACGGUCGUUUAGUGCGCAACCGCUUGGUGCAAUCCCUGCAGCUGGCUCCCCGGCAGGCCUCUCUCAUGCUCUGUGGCCCUCCAGGCUCAGGCCAGGUGUACCUGGUGCAGGCGCUGCUGCACCGUCUGGAGCACCUGCCUGUGCACUCCAUGUCACUGCCAUCGCUCCUCACCGACCCCUCCUCUCACUCGCCCGAGGAGGCCCUUGUGCGAGUCGUGGCAGAGGCCAGGCGUGGCCCCCGCUGCAUCCUCUUCCUGCCACACGCCGACCUCUGGUGGCGCACGGUACCGCCCCUGCUCUCUGUCUCUUUCUCUAUUCCGUUUCCCGGCUGUCUCUCUCUACUCCCUACCUCUUCCUGCCGCACGCCGACCUCUGGUGGCGCACGGUACCGCCCCUGCUCUCUGUCUCUUUCUCUAUUCCGUUUCCCGGCUGUCUCUCUCUACUCCCUACCUCUUCCUGCCGCACGCCGACCUCUGGUGGCGCACGGUACCGCCCCUGCUCUCUGUCUCUUUCUCUAUUCCGUUUUCCGGCCGUCUCUCUCUACUCCCUACCUCUUCCUGCCGCACGCCGACCUCUGGUGGCGCACGGUACCGCCCCUGCUUUCUGUCUCUUUCUCUAUUCCGUUUCCCGGCUGUCUCUCUCUACUCCCUACCUCUUCCUGCCGCACGCCGACCUCUGGUGGCGCACGGUACCGCCCCUGCUUUCUGUCUCUUUCUCUAUUCCGUUUCCCGGCUGUCUCUCUCUACUCCCUACCUCUUCCUGCCGCACGCCGACCUCUGGUGGCGCACGGUACCGCCCCUGCUCUGCUGGGUUCUUGUUUCUUUCGUUCCCACUCUGCCUCUCUGUACUCCCCCGCACCUCACCUUCCCCCGCUGCAUCCUCUUCCUGCCACACGCCGACCUCUGGUGGUGGCACACGAUACCACCCCUGCUGCCCGCACUGCUCUAUCAUUUGCACAGCCGGUGCAGCGGGCAGUGCUGCGCAUGCUUCUCUCUGACCUUCCUCCCUCUCUGCCUGUGCUGCUGCUCGCCUUCGCCAACUGCUCCCUGCACCAACUACCCUCCACCCUGCGCCGUCUCUUCUCCCUCCACAUGUGA
Molecule: messenger RNA, 7158 nt
Organism: Closterium sp. NIES-65
Lineage: Eukaryota; Viridiplantae; Streptophyta; Zygnematophyceae; Desmidiales; Closteriaceae
Source: the annotation of a GenBank genome assembly